CAAUGAAAAAGCCCUGCCCAGAGAGGCUGAACUCACGAGAAGGAGAGGAAAAGAGAGAGAGAGAGAGAGAGAGAGAGAGAGAACCAUUUCAAUGAGCAUACAGAGAGGUUUUGUCAUUUAGCUGAUCGGCAGCACAGCUGUUUAAACUUGAAUCAUUUGGUCUAAGCUUGACUUUGCUGCUUGUCGGCUUGUCUGUUUUAAAUUUACAUUUUGGUUAAAGGCUGUUUUUUAUUUAAUAAUUUUUUUUUUAAGGUCUGUGUCUUCCUUUUUCUAUUUGAGUGGUUUGGUCAUCUUCUUUUUCCAUCAUGAGGGCAGUGUUUUUGCUGAUUCUGGGUCUCUCUUUCUCCCUGAUGGCAGAUUUGGCACUCUCAGCCUGCUCAAUAGGGUUUGAAACACGACCUGAUGGUUGUUUAGAUGUGGAUGAAUGCGCCGAUAAGGAGAGGCCAGUCUGUGGAUCGAAUGCGGUGUGCUUCAACAGCAAUGGCAGCUACUACUGCCAGUGUGACUCUGGGUACAGAACGAGAUCACGUGCUGUCAAUUUCACACGUGAUUCAUGUGGAGACAUCAAUGACUGUACUGAAAUGAAGAAUUAUUGUGGUCCCAACACAAAAUGUAAGAACACAGUGGGAUCGUAUUCCUGCAGCUGCAAACAGGGAUUCGUCUCCAGCAACGGGACAGAAGCUUUUUUGGCCACCGAUGGGAUCACAUGUAAAGAUGUAGAUGAGUGCUCGUCUGAUAUGUUGAUCUGCGGAAAGGGUGGAGACUGCACCAACACAGAGGGCAGCUACAAGUGCAUCUGCAAGAGUGGAUUUAUUAACUAUGGCAUUGACCUGGCAAAGUGUGUUGAUGUAGAUGAGUGCUCAGCUGUUAGGUCGAUCUGCGGAAAGGGUGGAGACUGCACCAACACAGAGGGCAGCUACAAGUGCAUCUGCAAGAGUGGAUUUAUUAACUAUGGCAUUGACCUGGCAAAGUGUGUUGACAUAAACGAGUGUAAUGAAACCAGGGAUUAUUGUGGUCCCAACACAACAUGUCAGAACACAAUAGGAUCGUAUUCCUGCAGCUGCAAACAGGGAUUCGUCUCCAGCAACGGGACAGAAGCUUUUUUGGCCACCGAUGGGAUCACAUGUAAAGAUGUAGAUGAGUGCUCGUCUGAUAUGUUGAUCUGCGGAGAGGGUGGAAACUGCACCAACACAAAGGGCAGCUACAAGUGCAUCUGCAAGAGUGGAUUUAUUAACUAUGGCAUUGACCUGGCAAAGUGUAUUGAGCUGCCCUACAAACAUUUUGCACCAGUGGGUUCACAUGACCAGAUACCAGCAGGGCUUGAAAAAGUUUUAUCGCUGACGAGAGACGGAUGCAAUGCCCUGAAUGGUUCUCCUAGACCAGCAGGAGGACAACUCUGUGGAGAGACGCUGUUGGAGAGCCUGUUAACCAAAAUCGACAAGCUGCUGUCGGCUGGGCCGCUGAAAGAUAACCGCAUGGUAACCCACUUCCUGAAGGUGGUAGAGGAUGCCCUGUGGCGGAUAGCGCAUCUAUUGCCCAAUAACAGGACCAGGAAAUCCACUGACCACACAGACAUGUUUUUUUUAGUGGAGAGAGGUCAGAUGUCCCCCAAGGGGAAGAUCAGCCUGUCGACUGAACACGUACAUCUGGAUACACACUGGGAGACUGCUGCCGGAGAUACCACCUACCCUGGGUUUGCAGCUGUCGCUCUCAUGACUUAUAAAGGCCUGGAGUCAUCCACCAAUGACUCAUUCCAGGGCCUGAGCGCGGAGCACAAAGGCACCAAAUUCUCAAUGAACUCCAAAGUGGUGACAGUCAGCGUCAGCAAUGCAAACACGGGACACCUGCAGAAACCCGUCACCCUCACCUUCUCACACCUUCAGGGAACGGAGGAGAACCGCUCCCACUCCUGCGUUUACUGGGACGGGGCGAGCACCGGCGGGGGCUGGUCUGAGCGGGGCUGUGAGGUGGUGCGCUCCAACUCCACGCACACGGUGUGCUCCUGCUCUCACCUGGGCAGCUUCGCUGUGCUGAUGGCGCUGUACAAGGUGGAGGAUGCAUUCCAUUUGGAGGUGAUCACCUGGGUGGGGCUUUCCGUGUCUCAGGUGUGCCUUCUGCUCUGCAUCGUCACCUUCUUCUGCUGCCGCUCCAUCCAGGGAACACGCAACACCAUCCACCUCCACCUCUGCGUCUGCCUCUUCAUCGCCAACCUCGUCUUCCUCGCAGGCAUCUCCAGCACACAGAACAAGGUUGGCUGUGCGCUUGUGGCCGGUCUCCUUCACUUCUUCUUCCUGGCGGCGUUCUGCUGGAUGUGUCUGGAGGGGGUGCAGCUGUACCGCAUGGUGGUGCUGGUCUUCAACACCACGCUGCACCCCCGCUGCAUGACGGCGGCCGGUUACGGCAUUCCCGCCAUCAUCGUCGCCAUUUCCGCCGGCGUCCGCUCCGAGGGAUACGGCACCGAGCGAGUCUGCUGGCUGACUUCAAAGCAGGGAUUAAUUUGGAGUUUCUUUGGUCCUGUCUGCAUAAUCAUCACGGUGAACGUCUUCUUCUUCCUAAUAACAGUGUGGAAGUUGGCAGAAAAGUUCUCUAGCCUCAACCCAGACUUCUCCAACCUGAGGAAGAUCAAGACAUUCACAGUAACUGCAGUCGUUCAGCUGUGCGUGUUGGGCAACAUGUGGAUCUUCGGCUAUUUCCUGUUUGAAAAAGGCAAUCGCCCCUUGGAGUGCAUUUUCACUGUCCUCAACAGCCUACAGGGGGCGCUGCUGUUCCUGAUGCACUGCCUGCUCUCCAAACAGGUGAGAGAAGAGUAUGGCAAGUUCCUGUCCCACCUCUGUACGUCUCAGAAGAAAUAUUCUGAAUUCAGCACCAACCAAUCUGGCAGCUCCCGGGCUUCCAAGAGUGCUCAGCACACAGGAGAGUCACGAAUCUGAUGGCUACACCAAGACCCAUGAUGCUUUCAAGUGCUGGACACUGUCUUUUCCACCAUGGCCCCCUCUUUGACCUCCUCUGCUCCCCCUAGUGAUCGUUACUGCAUAAGAUAAGAAUCUGAGCUGAA
Molecule: messenger RNA, 3055 nt
Organism: Anguilla rostrata (American eel)
Lineage: Eukaryota; Metazoa; Chordata; Actinopteri; Anguilliformes; Anguillidae
Product: adhesion G protein-coupled receptor E5-like
Exons: 21
Coding region: 306-2930 (874 amino acids)
Biological process (GO): cell surface receptor signaling pathway; adenylate cyclase-activating G protein-coupled receptor signaling pathway
Cellular component (GO): plasma membrane
Molecular function (GO): G protein-coupled receptor activity; calcium ion binding
Source: RefSeq, a predicted model, not a curated record